Tachysurus vachellii is the source of this 2263-nucleotide messenger RNA. It is a transcript of the gene ccnl1a, whose product is annotated as cyclin L1a. NCBI's taxonomy places the organism in Eukaryota, Metazoa, Chordata, Actinopteri, Siluriformes, Bagridae. Gene Ontology annotation, cellular component: nucleus. Gene Ontology annotation, molecular function: cyclin-dependent protein serine/threonine kinase regulator activity. The transcript is spliced from 6 exons. Gene Ontology annotation, biological process: regulation of transcription by RNA polymerase II. Bases 97 to 780 code for a protein of 227 amino acids. The record is from RefSeq and is a predicted model, not a curated record.
GUGUUACGCGGCAGGACGGCUUACUGCGCAUGCGCGUCACACUUCCGCCCUUACCCGAGCGUUUCUUUGUAUUUUCGGUGUUCGGCUCGUAUUGCGAUGGAGGCGACAAUGGCUACAGCUCCGGCUCCUGCCGCGCCGAGCAGCGCUACAACCAACGAGGGCAUUCUUAUAGGAGAUAAGGUUUAUUCUGAAGUCUUCCUGACUAUAGAUAACUCGUUAAUCCCGGAGGAAAAGCUCUCACCGACUCCCUCUAUGCUCGACGGCCUAGACCUGCACACCGAAACCGACCUCCGGAUCCUCGGCUGCGAGCUCAUACAAGCAGCCGGGAUACUCUUACGUUUACCACAGGUGGCAAUGGCAACCGGUCAAGUGCUGUUUCAUCGUUUUUUUUACUCCAAGUCAAUUGUGAAACACAGUUUUGAGAUUGUUGCCAUGGCCUGUAUCAAUCUGGCCUCGAAGAUCGAAGAAGCCCCACGUCGAAUAAGAGACGUGAUCAAUGUCUUUCAUCAUCUGAGGCAGAUCAGAGGAAAAAGGAGUGCGAGCCCAUUGAUACUCGAUCAGAACUACAUAAACACGAAAAACCAGGUGAUCAAAGCCGAGCGACGUGUGCUGAAGGAGCUGGGUUUCUGCGUCCACGUCAAGCAUCCUCACAAGAUCAUCGUCAUGUACCUGCAGGUCCUGGAGUGCGAGAAGAACCAAACGCUGGUCCAGACAGCUUGGGUAGUCCAUGAUGGUAAGUGUCAUAAAGAACCUCUGAACUCUGCUCCUCCAACCACAUGACCCCAGGAAUCUGCCCCCAUUGGCUGCCCGUCUCGAGACGGCCAAUCCAGUGAGAGCUCUCUGCCCGAGAAUCACUGAAGGGGGCCUUUUCCAUCUGGCAGCAUCAUCUUGUUUUCUUGGGGUUGUCCACAAGGAUUUGUAUUUUGUCCCUUUUUUUUUUUUAUUUUUAAAUUCAGUGUAAAUUCCACAUUUACAAGAAUUUAUGAUGAGCAAGUAGGUAUUGAAAAAAUAGGAUUUAUAUCUUUUUUUUAUUUUUUUAAUUAUUUCUUUUUUUGGUAGUUAAAUGUACAUAUGUAUUGUGUGUUGACGCUGAUGUGGUCUUUUAGAAAUGUAGCAUCCAGCACCAACAAUCCAUUUCCUGUUUCCUCAUCAUGUCAGGGCCGUGAGCUCCAUGUCUUAUUAACGUUUAGGCCUUAAAGGACAAAUCCACCCUGAACUGUUCUGCUAGAUUUAUUUAUAUUCAAUAAUUAACAUCUUUUAUUGACUUGUCGACCUUCGUUGUGGUCAAUAAAAGGUGUUAAUUUAAUAUAAAUAAUGAAGAAUUGUAUGCUGAUGAAUAACAAUUAUCGGCAGCGACGCCGUAAAGCGCAAGAACCUCCAUCGUUCCAUACAGACGUUUGUUUCGUGGUGGAGUUUUCCUUUAAGUAAAAGAGUCGGACACUUAAUCUGCUUCUAGUUGUCUUCGUCGUUUAUUUCUGACCUUUUGUAAGCAGCUUCCGAGGAUAAAGUCACGCGACGGUGCGACAGCGCGUCGUAAUCCUACGACUUGUCCUUACUCGAGCCGUGUUCUGUCUGCUAGUUAGCUGCGUGUCGCAGGAGACGCUCGUCGGUCCGAUCUUCGCGUAGCCGCUGCUGUGCUCUUGGCUUUCGUCUCCCGUGGGCGCAUGCUGUCGCGUGUCCCGUUGCAUGACCUCAUCCCUGUUGUGUGUGUCUCAGCCACCGGCUCCGUCCGUCUCCCGAUUUGACGUUAAUCAGCCUCGUCGUUUGCGUUUGCUGAAAGCUAGCUCGACCCCUCGCUGCAGGCGACGUGACAUCCGACGUUUUACAAGCGUCGAGCAAAAAAAAAAAACCCAGAUGUGAUUGUACGCUUGCAUCGUAGCUUCUAGUUAAAUUGAUUUGAUUUGAUUUGCAUGAAACUCUGUGGUCGUGGUUUUUCUUUUUAAGCUCUUUGCAUGUGCAGGCAGUAAAUAAGGAGUCGGGGGUCGUAUCCAGGACCGAGCGAACCAUUCCACUGUGAACGUGCUCUCAUCUGUUCUGCAUGUAUGUGUAAAAAGGAAAAGAGAAAAGAGAACCUGCCGUUGUUCAUGUUCAGGCAGCCAGAAGUGAGUGACAGAGAUUAAAGAGGGAGGGAACGGACAAAGCUAAACACCGAGUCUCCUUAAGCGUGUCUUGAACGCACUGCAUCAUGGGUAGAGAUAUGGGGGAUUGUCAGAGGCUGGAGCUCAGGGAGACAUCUGCAAUGUUGUGCUUCACCUUUUGUGUU